GUUCGCUGGCUUUGGAACGGCGACCACUGGAACCUCCCCGGGCGCUGCAGCUGGAGCGGUAGUCCUGCGGCGCAGCCAGAGUCGGCCUGGUCGGGGAGAGGGUGCAGGGAGAGCGUGGCGGGCGCAGCCUUGAGCCCCGGAGCGCGCCUCUGCCCUUAGCAGGACUCGCUCCUGUGGCUGAGGCGCGUCCAGGCGCUGCGGUGACAGCGGCCGCGCGCGCGGGAGUCUGCGGGGUCGCAGCAGCCGCACCUGCGCGUGCGGCCGGCGCGGGGUCCCCGCCCGGCCGGGCGGGCGACGAGGGCCGGGAGCGGGUGCGGGCGCAGGCGGGUCCCCGCUGGGCCACCUCCUCGCCCCGCGGCCGCCGCUGGAAGAUGUCUCAGGAGAGGCCCACGUUCUACCGGCAGGAGCUGAACAAGACAAUUUGGGAGGUGCCCGAGCGUUACCAGAACCUGUCCCCGGUGGGCUCCGGCGCUUAUGGCUCCGUGUGUGCUGCUUUUGACACAAAAACUGGGUUACGUGUGGCAGUGAAGAAGCUAUCCAGACCAUUUCAGUCCAUUAUUCAUGCCAAAAGAACCUACAGAGAACUGCGGUUACUUAAACACAUGAAACACGAAAAUGUGAUUGGUCUGUUGGAUGUUUUUACACCUGCAAGAUCUCUGGAGGAAUUCAAUGAUGUGUAUCUGGUGACCCAUCUCAUGGGGGCAGAUCUGAACAACAUUGUGAAAUGUCAGAAGCUUACGGAUGACCACGUUCAGUUUCUUAUCUACCAAAUUCUCCGAGGUCUCAAGUAUAUACAUUCAGCCGACAUAAUUCACAGGGACCUAAAACCUAGUAAUCUAGCUGUUAAUGAAGACUGUGAGCUGAAGAUCUUGGAUUUUGGACUGGCUCGACAUACAGAUGAUGAAAUGACAGGCUAUGUGGCUACUAGGUGGUACAGGGCUCCUGAGAUCAUGCUGAACUGGAUGCAUUACAACCAGACAGUUGAUAUUUGGUCAGUGGGAUGCAUAAUGGCCGAGCUGUUGACUGGAAGAACAUUGUUUCCUGGUACAGACCAUAUUAACCAGCUUCAGCAGAUUAUGCGUCUGACGGGGACCCCCCCUGCUUAUCUCAUUAACAGGAUGCCAAGCCAUGAGGCAAGAAACUACAUUCAGUCUUUGACCCAGAUGCCGAAGAUGAACUUUGCAAAUGUAUUUAUUGGUGCCAAUCCUUUGGCUGUCGACUUACUGGAGAAGAUGCUUGUAUUGGACUCAGAUAAGAGAAUUACAGCAGCCCAAGCCCUUGCACACGCCUACUUUGCUCAGUACCAUGAUCCUGAUGAUGAACCAGUGGCUGAUCCUUACGAUCAGUCCUUUGAAAGCAGGGACCUCCUUAUAGAUGAAUGGAAAAGCCUGACCUAUGAUGAAGUCAUCAGCUUUGUGCCGCCGCCCCUUGACCAAGAAGAGAUGGAAUCCUGAGCACCUGAUUUCUGUUGUUGAUCCCGCUUCACUGUGAGGGGAAGGCCUUUUCAUGGGAACUCUCCAAAUAUCGUUCAAGUGCCUCUUGUUGCAAAGAUUCCUCCAUGGUGGAAGGGGGGUGUGUGUGUGUGUGUGUGUGUGUGUGUGUGUGUGUAAAUUGUGUGCAUGCGCACAUGUUAGUAUGUGUGCAUGUGUAUGUGUGUCUUUGUGGGAGGGUAACAGAAUACGAGCGAACUAUGAUCACAGUGACUUUUCUGUGGAGUUACAGAUGCUGCGUGGCAGCCUCUGCUUCCUCUGCUUUGUGAGAGUCAGCUCAGGCAGGCCAGAGCUGCCAUCUUGUUAGGGUUUGUUAAAUGCAAAGUAAAAAAUAUUAAACGUGCCAGAUCCCAGUCUUGCUUUUGCCAUUUUGGCCUCUCCUGUGGCCCCACAUUGGUGGUGGGAGGUAGACUUGACCACAUCCCAUAGUGGCACGGAGAGAAGGCUCACACCUGGCUGCUUCAGAUCUGAAGCCGUCCCUCAGCGAUGCAUACAGCCAAAAAGGACCAACUGGCUUCUGUGCGCCAGUCUAUGAUAAACUUGCUUAAUAUGAUUCUCAGAACUCAACAGGUGUAUCUGAAACUGUAAAUAUGUUUGUGCCUUAAAAGGAGAGAAGAAAGUGUAGAUUGUCAAGCGAGUACAGCAGAUGAAGUUCUGAGCCCGGCAAGUAGUCAGGUUGUUGGACGGCCACUUGUGAACCUGAAGUAACCAGGGAGCCUUCAGAGGCACCGUGUGUGCAUGUGUGAGCACGCAUAUAUGUGCUGCUCUCUCCUUCUCCCUCCCCACCCAGGUGGUGUUGCCGUUUCUCUGCUUACCCCCACCUUCGGUGCAGAGGUUUCUUGAGUAUUGGCCCCGGUAGUCAGGAGCCGGUUCUUGCUGUCAGUGUACUUCCUGUGCUCUUUAUUCCUGGCAGAGUGACGAUGUGUUUUGCACGUCUUGCUAUUUGAGCAUGCACAGCUGCUUGUCCUGUUCUCUUUGGGAGGCCCUGGUGCCAGGCAGGUUUGCCAGUGAAGACUUCUUGGGUAGUUCAGAACCCAUGUGGCCUUGGCUCACGCUCUGGGCAGGUGACAUCCUCUCUUCAUCCCCCAGUGCUAUUUUGUGUUGAAUGCAAUUGAUACUCCAGGUGCUUUUGAUGUGAAAACUAUGAAGAAAUGGAACAGAUGGAUGUAUAGCAUUUUCAUUCUUGCCAUCUGGUUUUCAACAAACUAUUUUUGGGGAGCUGUCAUGGGAAAGAUCAGGGCUUUUCCCAGGAAUAUCUCAGACUUUGGAAAACAAAUUGUUCUCUUCACUCCUAAUAACCAAUGCUAAGAAAUGCUGAAAAUCAAAGUGAAAAAUAAAAGCUCAUGAGGCCAGAGACUCCUUUUGCUAUCUUGGUCUAAAUAUGGUUAUUAAAAAAAAAGAAACAAGGUGUCUUUUCCACCCUUCUUUGGAAAAGGGUCUUCUUGGCAGCUUAACAUUGACUCCUUGGUCUUGAUUUAGGGAGAAAUAAAUUUUGUUUCAGAAUUUUGUAUAAUGUAGGAAUCCUUUGAGAAUGUGAUUCCUUUCGAUGGGGAGAAAGGGCAAAUUAUUUUAAUAUUUUGUAUUUUCAACUUUAUAAAGAUGAAAUUUCCUCAGGGGUGGAGAAGAAGAGUUGUUUUCAUAAUUUUCUGAAUUUCAGGCAUCUUGUGCUACAUAAGGGCCCAUAUAUUUAAACCUUCUGUGAAAUAAGAAAGUGUAAAGCUACUUCCACUGUUGGCUAUGUGACAAAAUCUUGUAUUGGAGCCGAGGUGUUUCCAUUUCUCCAUCACAGUGCAGGGACACAUGCACUCCAGAGCGACAGGGUAGGACCCUGGGUCACUUAACUGGAGCAAGAAGGAAGAGGCAGACUGGUGGUGGUCACACCUCACCUGGGGUUCCCCUUCUCGAAAGGAAAAUGAACUUCAAGGCCGCGUCUCCUUUAUACGCAGUUCAAAUCCUCACAAUCCACAGCAAGAUGAAGUGUAUCGGCCAUGUUUGGUUGUAAAUGCUGGUGUGAUAUCCUACAGAAAUACUGCUCUGAAUAUUUUUUCAUAAAGGUCUUUGCACUUGUGAUCAUGUACGUGUUAGGAGGCUGAAUGCUGCGGAAGCCUGGACUCAGCUAGAGCCUGUGGAAGAGCUCCUUGGUUUCUGAGCAUCACGCUCCCAUCUCCUGAUUUCUCUGAACAGAAAACAGAAGAAAGAAUGAGGGGAACUGCUAUGUUAUUUGUACUCGUGAACUUGGCUGUAAUCAGUUAUGCCGUAUAGGAUGUCAUACAAUACCACUGGUUAAAAUAAAGCCUAUUUUUCAAAUUUAGUGGAUUUCUCAAAUUUAUUGUAUUUUUCUCUUGAUUGUUUUUAUUUAAUGCGCAAUGUGGCAUUAUAUCAAUGUUCUUUCAACUGUGGCCUGGCAUAUGUUUCUGAAAGAUCUUAAUAUUAUUAUUCCUAAAAUUUAGAAAACAUUUGUAGAGCUCCUUAGUUCUCCACUAAUUUAUGGUGAAGCAGAUCUGAGUCUCUGAUGUGGAUGGCUAAAGCAAAGAGCAAAUAAACAGGGUGUAACACGGCAGGCUCUGUAUGACUACACCUAGAUGUCAGAGCGGUGAGGACAGGGGUCAGCAAACUGGCCCGAGGGCCAAAGCCAGUCUACCACCUGUUUUUAUGUAGCCCGCUAAAAAUGGUUUUUACAUUUUUAAAUGGUUGAAAUCAAAGAAGAACAAUAUUUUUGUAGCACGUGAAAAAUAAUGUAAAAUUCAAAUUUCAGUGUCCAUAAAUAAAGUUUUAUCAAAACACAACCA
Molecule: messenger RNA, 4279 nt
Organism: Diceros bicornis minor
Lineage: Eukaryota; Metazoa; Chordata; Mammalia; Perissodactyla; Rhinocerotidae
Gene: MAPK14
Product: mitogen-activated protein kinase 14
Exons: 12
Coding region: 372-1454 (360 amino acids)
Biological process (GO): protein phosphorylation; p38MAPK cascade
Cellular component (GO): nucleus; cytoplasm
Molecular function (GO): MAP kinase activity; ATP binding
Source: RefSeq, a predicted model, not a curated record